AUGUCUUCGCGACAUCGGCGUGAACUGACGUCAACGCAAGGCCAAGUGUGGUACUGCAGUCACAGCUGCUUUGGCGUCAACGCGCGUGAGCGCCGCGUCCAACUCUUGCCGCACCACAUCGUGUUACGCCACGUGCGGUCAGGGCGCCUCUCCAAGGACCUCCCGACCCACGGUCAGCCCAUCAAGGUGCUCCUGGGCAACGAGAUUCCUAGCGACAUCUACUACAAGCCCACACAAUUGCCCGAGCAGCGCUUCGUUGUUCGCGUAGGUCACGAUCGGCACUACCAAUUUCUUGCCACCGAAGGCGAAUCAGCCACAGCUUGGCGUGAUCGCUUGCUGAAAUACUACCAACAGUGCCAGGACGGUUCUUGCCCCGAACCCGAACCAGCCCCGCAAACUGUCGAGUUGAGCGAACAAAGGCAAAGUCGUCGAGAGCUGCAAGGGCAAACGGAACACAACGAGGAGCUCCUCAAGACCGCUGUGCGACAAGAACUCCGCCUUGUCGAUGCCAAUGCCUUGCCCGUGGCGCCCAGCGAGGACGCCGCGGCAGCAGGGGCGGCCAGCGUUCUGCAGGCCGACGAGGCGCAGUUCCAAAGCAUGCUCGAGCGCGGUGUGAAGGAGGUCAAGGAGCUCGAGUCCACCUUCAACGUUUUGGGGUAUCGCCUCAACACUUGGGGCUACCUCGGCGUGACGUAUGGAACCUCCCUCGGGCUCAGCAUCACCCUCAAGCCUCAACCUCGAAAAGAGCGCCCGGCUCCACAAGAAGUUAUCGAUGAGCAAAAGCACAGCCUGUUCCAGCGAGCCCUCCUGGCCUGUCUUGAUCGUGGCAAUGACAUGCUGGAGCAGAUCGAGGAUGAGUCCAUGGAGUUGGUGCUGGUCAAUAUCUCGGCAACCGGCUUUGGCCUCGACAUUCCCGCGAUUACCGUAGGGUUGACCCUUGCAGACGGCCGCCACGCAGGGAAAUGGGGUGCAACCAACCCGGAGCGGCUGCAACAAGAAGAGCACGAAGGGCGCACGCUAUGGGAACGCAUAGUCGAUGGAACCAAGGACAUUCUUCAUGCGCUUUGCCAUCCAUUUUCAUCGCUGGCACGCCCCGUGUUGCGUACGCUGGUGCACGAGCUACACGAGUUUCGUGACUACCUUGAUGGCACUGGCUUGCGUGUGGGCACCAUCGCCGGACACGGGGGCUGGCUCGGCAUUACCAUUGGUACCUAUAUUGGUGUAAGCAUGACCGUGGUGCUCCUGGAUGAGCUGGACGACAAGGAAUUCGACGCAAGCAAACUGUCAACCUUUCAGCGUAGCCUGCUGGGCAUGAUGGCACGCGCACACCGUUUGGCUACCAACGCCACCGGUGACACGGCGCACCCUGUCAUGUUGCGUCUAGCCAUUUCUGGCAUUGGGUUGGCUGUGCCAUCCAUGACGGUGACCGCGUAUUUGCAAAAGAUUGAUCCCGAAAAGCCGAUGGAUGGCCACGAGCGCUUGCUCUCCUUGCCUCAAUCCCAGCCCGAAGCGACCAAGAGUGAGGAGGCAGCGCCCUCGAGCGAGCUGACCACCCGCUACGAUGACUUUGUGUUGGAGCCGUCGAGCAGUUUAUUGCGUUCCACAACCAAUGCCGUCAAGAGCGUCGGCGAAGCCACGCGGCGAGCGGUGCUGGCCACGGGCAAGGCUGCGGCCAAAGUAGUGGGCGCCAUUGUGUCAGGCGUGGAUGCAGUGGCCCAGGAGGCCCUGGACGUGGCCGUGUCACCCAUCACCCUGGUACUCGGCGAUAUUGAGAAGGUGGAGGGCAGCAUCAUCGACCUGCCGCUGGAAUUCUGCAAGGAGUUUGCCACCAUAACGUACGGUACGCAGUUUGGAGCCUCUCUGCGUCUGCAAGAGAAGCCGCACACCAAGUUGAUUGAGCACCUGGAGAAGAAGCUUGAGGCAGCCAAGCGGACCGAGGCCCAGGCUCCCAAGGAUGAGACCCGCGCCUCUGUCAAUUUGAUUGCGCGCAAUGUGCGGGGUGUGCUGCGUGGCAUUGCCCGCGUGCCGGUUGCUGCGGCUUCCUUGCGGGAGCGUCGAGCCCAUGUCGACAUGGUGUCGCUCAAUGCCGACGGCUUGGGUGUCGGCAUUCCCUCCUUUACCACGUCCGUCUACUUUGGCUACACUGCCUCCAAGCAGUCUGGCGGCGGACGCAAGGAUGCUCUUGUCGCACCCUUCAAAACCAUCAAGGCGGGCAAGGAUGCCCGCGAAGACCCCCUGGACGAUUAACUUGCCCCAGGCAAAACCAUGUGUGUGCAUGUGUG
Messenger RNA from Monosiga brevicollis MX1, 2282 nucleotides. RefSeq lists its product as uncharacterized. The transcript has 5 exons. NCBI's taxonomy places the organism in Eukaryota, Choanoflagellata, Craspedida, Salpingoecidae. The record is from RefSeq and is a predicted model, not a curated record. Bases 1 to 2247 code for a protein of 748 amino acids.